AUGGUAACACACCCCGCAAAGGAGCAGAGCUUAUCCUUGCCACCACAGCACCUGCAAAAGCACAAGUGGGUCUCCUUCCUAAGUUCUAAAAUGGCUUCUGGACGGUCCAGAGGUUUUUUUAACCACUUAACCUAUUUUCUGGCUGCUGGUGCUGUUACUUUGGGAAUUGGUUUCUUUGCUUUGGCAUCAGCCUUGUGGUUCCUGAUUUGCAAACGAAGAGAAAUAUUUCAAGACUCUAAAUUUAAAGCAGUUGAUGAGAGAUGCAGACAAAGACCAUCAAAGGCGAAGAUUAAAUCUCAUCCUCAGUGUGUUUUUAUUUCUCGUAAUUUUCAUACUGGAAGAUUCCAAUCACAGGAGGAGCAAAGAAAAAAGGAGACAGCAUGUAUAAAAGCAAAUAAUGUUUAUUCUAAAGAUGAUUUCUGCCUUGCAACGAAAAAAGUCAUUUGUGACCCCUCAGAGUCUAGCUCGGCAACAAAUCCCAGCAGUGUUACCUUAAGCUUAUCAACAUUACCAUCUGAUUUUUAUUACAGCCAAAGUGUAGAAAUAGCUGAUGACUGGUAUUCUGAUGAUUCUCAAAUGAAAAAGAGCCCUCCGAUGCCUUUUCUCGAGGAGCCUCUAAUGGAAAAAGUAUUUUCAUACUUGACAACCAUUCCAUUAGAGCAAUGUACUGAAAAUGUACUAAAUACGACACUUUGUGAUGAUCAAAAAGAUGAUAACCUUAAGGAAGUAUUUACACGAAGAAAUACAGAGGUUGAAAUACAAAACCUUCAACAUAAUACUGAAUGA
Rangifer tarandus platyrhynchus (Svalbard reindeer) is the source of this 786-nucleotide messenger RNA. The record is from the annotation of a GenBank genome assembly. Lineage: Eukaryota; Metazoa; Chordata; Mammalia; Artiodactyla; Cervidae.